GAACCUCAACUCCGUGAUGGAGGUGGCAAACCUCCCUCUAGCCGAAGACAUUCCCAUAGCUUUUGACAGCUGCAGAAAGGGCCCACGGGCAGUCAGGUGGCGGUCCGAUGCAGACUCCCAGAUAUGCUGGAUAGAGGCACAGGACGGAGGCGAUCCAGCAGUGGAGUGUUCUCCCAGGGAUAUAGUCUACACUCUUGAGGCAGAUGCGGCUUACAAUGGCACUGCACCACAGGAACUGGCUCGCACAGAUUUUCGAUGUUCUGGUGUAACAUUCUGUGAUGGCGACCUUGCACUGGUGUAUGAGGCAUGGUGGAAGACCAGGAGGAGUAUUGUAAAAGUCAUCGCACCUGAUAGGAGGUCUGAGGAGCCAAGAGUGCUGUUUGACAGAAAUUAUGAAGAUGUAUACAACGACCCAGGCUCCCCAAUGUCACGCCGAACAAGCAAUGGUUCCUCGGUUCUUGCCAAGAUUGAUGGAGAAAGGAAACUCUUGAUGCAGGGCUCUGGUGCCUCUGAGAAGGGGAACAAGCCAUUUUUGGACGUCUUAGAUGUGGACAGUGGUGCCACACAACGUAUAUGGGAAAGCUCGCCUCCUCAUUUCGAGUACGUGUCCAGCAUUCUCAACGAUGAAGAUGACCGGACUAUAGCGCUGGAUGGUCUGCAAGUCCUGCUGUCACGGGAAUCUGUCCAGGAAGUACCUCAAUACAUCGCCAAAACGUUUCACACUGGUGCACCGAGCACUGAAAAGCCGAUGACCAAAUUUCCCCACCCUUAUCCACAGAUGAAGGACAUACAGAAAGAGAUUAUUCGCUACAAGCGGGCAGAUGGUGUUGUGCUGACGGCCACUCUUUACCUUCCUGUUGGCUAUGACAAAGACGUUGAUGGGCCAUUGAAAUGCUUGAUGUGGGCAUAUCCACGGGAGUUCAAAUCGAAGGAUGCAGCUGGUCAGUUGAGGCGCUCCCCAUACGAAUUCUCCAGCAUAGGCUCCACUGCACCACUGUUGUGGCUGGCAAGAAAAUAUGCAGUCUUGGAUGGACCUACAUUCCCAAUUGUCGCCGAGGGUGAUGAAGAACCCAAUGACACAUAUGUCGAGCAGCUGACAGCCAGUGCAGAGGCAGCGGUUAAAGAGGUGGUGAGGAGGGGCGUCGUGGAUGAGAAGAACAUCGCAGUCGGUGGCCAUUCGUAUGGGGCGUUCAUGGCCGCCAACCUUCUGGCUCACUGCCCACAUCUGUUUGCAUGUGGCAUAGCAAAGUCGGGAGCCUACAACCGAACUCUUACACCAUUCAGCUUUCAGGCGGAACAGAGAACUCUGUGGGAGACACCUGAUGUCUACAUCCAGAUGUCGCCAUUCAUGAUGGCAGACAAGAUAAAGAAGCCUCUGCUCUUGAUUCACGGGCAAGACGACAACAACCCAGGGACAUUUCCCAUGCAGAGCGAACGUUUCUACCAGGCCCUGAAAGGCCACGGAGCCCAAUGCCGACUGGUGUUGCUUCCGCAUGAGAGCCACGGGUACCAAGCAAAGGAAUCAAUCAUGCACACACUCUAUGAAAUGGACAGAUGGCUGGAGCUCCACUGCAAUAACGAAUAG
This is a messenger RNA of Ostreobium quekettii, 1585 nucleotides long. Lineage: Eukaryota; Viridiplantae; Chlorophyta; Ulvophyceae; Bryopsidales; Ostreobiaceae. The record is from the annotation of a GenBank genome assembly.